AUCUUCUGCUAUACUAGAGAAAACUGGGAUGCCAGUAGCUCUCGUUGAGUCGAAGAUUUGGACAAAGCUAUGAUAAUAAUGAAAGGCAGGGGCUUGUUCAUAAAUUCAGCAUCCAUUAUCUUCUGCACUGCAAAGCCCCGUUCCCUGGUCACUUUACCUUACAAAAAAAUUUGGCAACAGCUGCUCAAUCACCUAUCCUGGGCUUUAGGGUCUUCCUGUGAAGUUAACACCACUUCAUCUUCCUUAUCAGGUACAGCUCCAAUUCGUAUCAAUCAGAAUCCACCUUGUUGGCUGAACAAAGACUACACAAGUACUAUCCAACUGCACUUCAUUUUCCCUGAUUUUUUCUUGCCUGAAACCCCCACAUUGAAAGACUAAUCACUACAAUGGCCCGGCAGACCUUGAUACUUACCCUCACAUUCCUCACACUGCUCUGCAUCAUAUUAUCAGUUGCCAUGGGCAUCGAUAACGACUCCACCGACUCUGGUCAGAUCCGCCUAUGUUGUGGAAACCCCAGUCCCAUGGUCGCUGAUGCUAUUAAUCGGGCAUGGUACAGUGACAUGAAUUCCAAGUUUGCGCCAUCAUUACUGGAAAGCUCUGUCGAUGCUUAUGCUUGGUACCCUGACCCUGGACUACCCUCUGCUGCUCCAUACAUAACUGCUCGCAUCUUCACUUCAAAUUACACCUAUUCCUUCCGUGUCAGUUCUGGCCGCAUGUUCUUGCGCCUCUACUUCUUUCCUAUCACGUAUGUCUCCCAAGAUUCCAGUGAGAACUUUACUCCUGAAUAUGCCUACUUUGGUGUCACAGCCUCCAAUCUGACCCUUUUAGAUAACUUCAAUGCCUCCCAAACUGCUCUGGCAACAAAUAGUGGAUUCUUUGUUCUUGAAUACUCUGUAAAUGUUAUUGCCGGCAGGCUAGACCUCACUUUCUCCCCAUCCACACACCAGACUGGCUCUUAUGCAUUCAUCAAUUAUAUUGAAAUCGUGCCCACGCCUGACCUCUUCACAACAACGACACCAACACUAGCAAAUGGUGGAAACCCAAAUCCAUUCCCUAUCGAUCCUGCAACAGGUUUCCAAACAAUGUAUCGGCUUAAUGUUGGGGGCCAGGCCAUCUCACCGCAAGGUGAUAUUGACUUUUACCGCCAAUGGGAUGAUGACAGUCCUUACAUAUAUGAUUCUGGUUUUGGGGUGUCCUUUGGGAAAGACAAAAACCUUUCCAUCACAUAUACACCCAGUGUACCAAAUUACACCGCACCUGUUGGUGUCUAUGAAUCUGCACGGUCAAUGGGGCCAAAUGCACAGGUCAACCUGAACUACAACCUUACAUGGAUUUUACCGGUUGAUGCGGGAUUCUAUUACCUGCUAAGGUUCCAUUUCUGCGAGAUCCAGUAUCCAAAAACUGAGGUCAAUCGGAGGUCAUUCUUCAUCUACAUCAACAACCAGACAGCACAGCAGCAAAUGGAUGUCAUCGCGUGGAGCGGAGGAAUUGGCAGAACAGCAUACAGUGACUAUGCUAUUUUAACAAAUGGUUCCGGUCGGAUGGACUUAUGGGUUGCCCUUCACCCUGAUCUUUCGUCCAGACUAACGUUUCCCGAUGCACUAUUGAAUGGUCUUGAAGUCUUCAAGCUACAGAAUGAUGAACAUAACAGUCUUGCUGGGCUCGAUCCUCCCCUUCCAUCUGCAAGGAACCCGAAUGGUGCUUUACCAACAGCCAUUGGUAAGCCUGGUGGAAGAAACUCAAAAGGUGUUGCACAAGCAGCGGCUGGUGGAGCUGCUGGUGGCUUUGCUAUUCUGUUGUUUGCCUGUUUUGGCAUGUGCAUCAUCUGCAGGUGCAAGAAGAAUGUAGCAAAGGAUUAUGGAAUGACUGGAGUCAAGGGGAACAUGGAACCUCGUCAUAGAAACGUCACACCUGUUCCGGGAACACAGGAACAAUUUCGCCCUUGGCAUGUCACAAACUUUCGCAAGUAUCAUGCCACAUUCCUUGAUACUGUUCCUCAACCCGAUCGACCUGGGGACAUGGUGACUAUGGGAAGGACUAACAACAAGCACUUGAAUCAAAUUGAGUGCAACAAUAUGCCAUCAAAUCUAUGCCGUCACUUCACCGUCAAGGAAAUCCAGGCAGCUACCAAUAACUUUGACGAAACCUGCCUCCUGGGCAAGGGUGGUUUUGGGAAUGUAUACCACGGAAAGUUAGAUGAUAGAGUUAAGGUAGCAAUUAAGCGUGGCAACCCACUAUCUCAGCAGGGUCCCCAUGAGUUCCGAACUGAAAUCGAGACUUUGUCCAUGCUCCGUCACCGCCAUCUUGUAUCUCUUAUUGGAUACUGCAACGAAAAUAAUGAGAUGAUCCUAGUUUAUGAUUACAUGGCGAAUGGUACCCUUCGGGAGCACCUGUACAACACCAAGAAGUCACCUCUGCAUUGGAAGCAACGCCUUGAGAUCUGUAUUGGUACAGCUCGAGGGCUCCAUUAUCUGCACACCGGUGCUAAGCAAACAAUCAUCCAUCGCGAUGUGAAGACUGCCAACAUUCUAUUGGAUGACAAGUUGGUGGCAAAGGUUUCAGACUUUGGGCUAUCAAAGGCCAGUCCAGACAUGGACGACACCCAUGUUAGUACUUUGGUGAAGGGCACCUUCGGAUAUCUUGAUCCUGAGUACUUUCGAAGAAAGCAACUUACCCAAAAAUCUGAUGUAUAUUCUUUUGGGGUCGUGUUAUUUGAGGUUCUGUGUGCACGCCCAGUGAUUAACACUCAGCUCCCGGAGGAGCAAGUGAGCUUGCGUGACUGGGCACUGUCUUGCCUGGAGAAAGAUGUCCUCAGCGAGAUUAUUGACCCUCAUCUCCAAGGGGAAAUAACUCCUGAGUGCUUCAUAAAAUUUGCAGAGAGUGCUGCUCAAUGUGUCGCUGAUCGUAGCAUUGACAGGCCAUCGAUGAGCGAUGUACUUUCGAACCUUGAGGUCGCUCGCCAGCUGCAGGAGAGCUCAAGGGAUAAAAGCAGCGGUGCUGAGGCGAUGGCGUCCCGUGCAAAGACAUGUGUGGAUUCUGCAAAUCCAGCAAAAGACUCAACAAUGAGUGUCGCAGGACAAGAAGUCGUCUUCUCAGAUAUCGCAUAUGCUGAAGGCCGAUAACCGUGAGCUUCAGGUCUAGUUUUUUUAAUUAAUACUCAGGUAUCACUUCUGGUUAGUCUGUAUGGUCCAUAACUGAUUUGGUGAUAUUGUAGAAAUUGCAGAGGACUGAAUGGCAUUAUCUAAUUAACUCAUCAAUGUAUUAGAAAUUUUUCUUAGCAUCUUUGCUUGAAGAAAUCUAAGACGCGUGAAUCAG
Setaria italica (foxtail millet) is the source of this 3315-nucleotide messenger RNA. Its product is annotated as receptor-like protein kinase FERONIA. Gene Ontology annotation, molecular function: ATP binding; transmembrane receptor protein tyrosine kinase activity. NCBI's taxonomy places the organism in Eukaryota, Viridiplantae, Streptophyta, Magnoliopsida, Poales, Poaceae. Gene Ontology annotation, cellular component: plasmodesma; plasma membrane. The transcript is spliced from 3 exons. Gene Ontology annotation, biological process: protein autophosphorylation. The coding region runs from base 387 to 3122 and encodes 911 amino acids. The record is from RefSeq and is a predicted model, not a curated record.